Messenger RNA from Komagataella phaffii GS115, 1860 nucleotides. RefSeq lists its product as uncharacterized. Gene Ontology annotation, biological process: regulation of transcription by RNA polymerase II. The record is from RefSeq and is a predicted model, not a curated record. The coding region runs from base 1 to 1860 and encodes 619 amino acids. NCBI's taxonomy places the organism in Eukaryota, Fungi, Ascomycota, Pichiomycetes, Pichiales, Pichiaceae. The transcript has a single exon. Gene Ontology annotation, molecular function: DNA-binding transcription factor activity, RNA polymerase II-specific; RNA polymerase II cis-regulatory region sequence-specific DNA binding.
AUGGACUCCAACUCUUACUGGAGUUCACAAGAACUCAAUUACAACUACAAGUCAGAUCCGUUUUAUGACCCAAACUCUAACGGGAUAAUGCCAGAGCUAAAGCAAGUUCCACUUCCAACCGAAGACUUCACAAACUUUGAUAUCGACGACGUAUUAAAACAAACGCUCCACAAUUUGGAGGAUUUGGACAUUCCAAUAGGGCCAGCAUCUAUUGGUGUGAAUGCUAGCAGUUAUGGUCAACAUCCACAACACAAUAAAGGCCACUCCAGGAAAACUAGUGGAAGUGGGAUAUUUGGUUUUACUGGUGAAAACAGACAGUUGUGUAUACCAGGAAUAUCCCCCCAGUUGCUCCGGAAAACUCCAAAGACUGUUCAAAUGCCAGAUUUGGAGACAGAUCGGUAUACGGAUGAGCCUCCAGGACACUAUUUGAGUUCUGAUUGGGAUUUACCAUUGGAAAGUCAGAUCCUCCCUCCCUCAAGCGGAGUGACAUUGCUGCCAAGCUCGCCAGUUAAGGAGCCAGAAAGUGGACGUCCUGAUCACUAUAAGUUCCCUCCAUCUGAUAGAACCAGUACCUUGGAUUCAUCAGAGAGAGAAAAAGAUCAGAUAUAUAAGAACCAUUUUUCUGUCAACUACUUAAAAUCAUUGACAAGAAUGGAUAAACACCAUGAGAAUGGACUGGAACCUAUAAAUAACCAGUCAAUUGGCAACACAGGACAUAUAAACAACUUCGCCAGAGAACCCCGGUAUGUUGACGAUAUUACACCUCUAUUGGAAACGAAUUUUGACUCCAACGUUGAGGAAAGUCAUAUUGAUCCAAAUAAACCUUUGGAAGAACAAACUGCCGAACAUCAGGGACAAUUUUUCUCUCAAAAGCCCACACAAACUGUUCAGAUGCGGUCUCUCCCUGUUCCCGCUCCUAAUUUAGUGCCCACUUCUAGUCCUAUUGCAAUCCCAAUUCCCGCCAACAGUGGAACGAUAGGACAACAGCAGAAUAGCUCACCUUCCUUCAAAGGAUUCAUGGCUAAUUCCUCUCCUUUACGUCCAGAUAUCUAUCAAACCCCACAGCACCAACACCACCAAAUACUGGGAAUCACCCCAGAUACCCCAGAUAGGAGACCUGAUAGUGGAGUAUCUUGGAAAAUUGUUGUCGAUGGACAAAUCGAUUCCACCGAUAGCUCUCCAACCCGAAAGUGCUCAACCAUGAAAACCACCCUUCCAAGAGGACACUUAGACUAUUACUUUGUGGGACCUAAUGAGGACCGCCUGUACACAUGUAUGUACAACAACUGUGGUAAGUUAUUCACACGAAUAUCAAACAUUAGAGCUCAUGUCCAAACACAUUUAUGUGAUCGACCAUUCACCUGUGAUAUAUGUGGGAAAAAGUUCGUCAGAAAUCAUGAUCUUCGAAGGCAUAAAAAGAAACAUCAAGAUUACACUCAAGUCUGCCCUUGUGGAAAAAAGUUCUCUCGAAGGGAUGCUUUGAAAACACAUAGAGAAAGAAAUAUAUGCAUAGGAGGUUUUGAUAGUGACAGAGGAGUCUCCAAAUCAGAUGUUGGCAAAGGACGGCCGAAAAAAAUAAAACAGCUGGAGGCAGGGGAUAUAGUUGUAGCCAUGGUGAACGAAAUGGAUGAUUCUCCAAUCAAACAAACUAUGAAAUCACCCAAAGAGAGGAAACAAGAUCAUGUGACAGAGCAAACUGAAGAAAAACAACAAUCGAAACAAAGUGAAGACUCCAAAAAUCUGAAGCUGGACUUGUAUGAGGAGAAAACCGAUGUUGACGAUAAACAGGAAUUUGAUUACUUGGAAGAUGAUUAUUCAUUCAAUGACCUCAGUUUCCGUAGCACACAGUUUGCUUAUUAG